This is a messenger RNA of Anolis carolinensis (green anole), 7963 nucleotides long. It is a transcript of the gene galr3, whose product is annotated as galanin receptor 3. Gene Ontology annotation, molecular function: G protein-coupled receptor activity. The transcript has 3 exons. Gene Ontology annotation, biological process: G protein-coupled receptor signaling pathway. The record is from RefSeq and is a predicted model, not a curated record. Bases 596 to 1819 code for a protein of 407 amino acids. Gene Ontology annotation, cellular component: plasma membrane. Lineage: Eukaryota; Metazoa; Chordata; Lepidosauria; Squamata; Anolidae.
AUUUUGAUGAGAUGUGUUUUAUUGUUUACCUGUAGGGCAUUGAAUUUUUGCCAGAUUUGUAAGCUGCCUUGAGUCCCCUCCGGGGUCGAGAAAGGCGAGGUAGAAAUAAAUAAAUAAAUAAAUAAAUAAAUAAUAGACAGAUAAACAAGGAUCUGUUUUAAAGGAUCUGGCCAUAGCACAGUUAAUACGCAACCUCAAGUAAAAAAAAUUAAAAGAUCAAUAGGAUUGGCAUUACAAAAGCAGGAGAGGGGGAGCAGAGAUCUAGAGAGUUGAGAGAGAGAGAGGGAGAGAUUAAGAGAGGAGAGAGAGAGAGAAGGAAGAAGCAAAGCAGAUGUUGGCUGGGGAGGGGGAGAUGGAGAGAUGCAGAGAGAGAAGUAGCUCAAGGAAAUGAAGCAGAGUCACAGUCGAGAUCUGUACAGCACAACUUGCAGAGUUCCUCCUGCUUUCUUUCCCCUUGGUUUUGGAGACGAGUGGAGUAAGGGAGCUUCUCAUCGCUUCCCAGUCGUUGCUUCUGGAUGGUGAAGAAGACCCAAAGGAGGCCAGGCAGUGCCUUGCCCACCUCUUCUCUACCGAGCCCUUUCUCUCCAAUGGGGAGAUGCCAGACAGCUGGAAUGGAUCUACAGACAGCCUGGAAGCACGAACUGCAGGCAUCAUUGUGCCAGUGGUCUUCUCCCUCAUCUUCCUCGUGGGCACUGUAGGGAAUGGCCUGGUGCUUGCCGUGCUGCUCCGCAACGGGCAGGUGAAAUAUAACACUACCAACCUCUUCAUCCUCAACCUGGCUGUGGCAGACCUCUGCUUCAUCCUCUUCUGCGUCCCUUUCCAGGCCACCAUCUACACCUUGGAUGGAUGGCUCUUUGGUGCCUUUGGGUGCAAGGCAGUACAUUUCUUCAUCUACCUCACCAUGUAUGCCAGCAGUUUUACCUUGGCAGCUGUUUCUGUAGACAGGUAUUUGGCUAUUCGAUAUCCUCUGAAAUCCCGAGAUCUCCGUACCUCUCGCAAUGCCGCUCUGGCCAUUUUCAUGAUUUGGACGUUGUCACUGCUUUUUGCAGGACCAUAUCUCAGCUACUUCCAAAUAGUCCAGUAUCAAAAGGUGCCCAUUUGUGUUCCUAUUUGGGAGGAUCAGCGCCGCAAGAUUUUGGACAUUCUUACCUUUGUCUUUGGCUAUGUCCUCCCUGUCGUUGUGGUCAGCCUGGCUUAUGCUAGGACCAUUAAAUUCCUGUGGACUGCUGUAGACCCCAUUGAGAGGAUCUCUGAAUCUCGUAAAGCCAAGCGUAGGGUCACCAAAAUGAUCAUUGCGGUGGCUGUCCUCUUCUGCCUUUGCUGGCUGCCUCACCACCUGGUGAUCUUGUGCUUUUGGUUUGGCUACUUUCCCUUCAACCGGGCCACCUACGCCUGCCGCUUGGCUUCUCAUUGCCUGUCCUAUGCCAAUUCCUGCCUCAACCCCAUUGUCUAUGCUCUGAUCUCCAAGCACUUUCGCAAGCGGUUCAAGCAGGUCUUCACAUGCCUUCUUGUCCAAGACAAGAACAGGAAGAAGAGAGGUGGAAACAAGGUCCAUGUGGCCAACGUCACCAAUGGUUUAGUCAACCACACCGCUGGCUUUUAUGGAGGGAACACUGAAGUAACCCAGCUGCAUGAGGAAAACAUCAGAUGCUAUCAAGGCCUGUUGCUGAAAGAAGCUGAAGAGGUGCUUCCUGAAGCAUGGUCUCAUCAGAUACAAGACACUGCCAUCUCUGAACAGAGAGGGCUAAUGGUUGACGAAGGUUCUGGAACAAUUGAUAAGAACCCACAGGUAGUGACAAUACCACAAGGAGAACUGUAACUUUCUAAAUAUAUAUGACAGAUUAUAUAAAUAGAUUGACAUUUCUGUUGAGCAUGAUAACCCUAUUCCCAGACUGGGCCCUGCUAUUAAGACAAAUGUCUCAGGCAACAGAUUAAUGGAGACAGUGAUGGCAGUUCUUCAAAAGUCUCCAGGUGUUCCUCUCUUUGGAAGCGGAAAACAACACAUGCCAUAUGGCGUGCAUUUGACCCCCUUAAAAUAACCUAAUGUCUCAGGUGUGGUACAGGAUGCCACCCCAUCAGCUCAAUUAGAUUCUAUUACUGGGAUGAGGAAAAGGAUGCCUUCUUGUCCUUUGGCUCAGGUACCAUCCACAUCAGACUAUGUGUUGAUGGGAAAUAAGCUCUUUACUGAGACACUCAGAUGACCUAUAAUUCCUCAAUGAGAAUGUCAUCUUUUUCUAGUGGAAGUUUUGUUUUCACAGUUCCAGUUAUAUCCUCUUCUAACGGAAAUGACCACAGAAACGAUAGAUAAUUCAUUAUUUCCUUAUAAAUGAAAUUUCUAAAUGGGUGCCACAUACUGUUGCUGAAAUAAAGGGUCCAUAGAUAUAUAUACUUGUGAACAGAAGUGGUUGUGGGUGAACAUAUUGGCUUUGCCCCUUUCCUGGGUAGUUGAGAUUAAAACCCAGAAUGGAUUCACUGCUUCAAUAACAGGAUAAGAACCAGAACCUGCCACUCAAAAGCCUACAUUUUUAUCUUGUCAAAAGCUUGGACUUUUUUUUAAAAAAAAAUAUUUGAACAUUUCUUGUAAACACUGUAAAAAUGUUUGAGAGGGGCAAAUCAGGCUGGUGGCACUUUGCAAUUUUGUCAUAACAUAUUCUAGGGAGAGGGAGGGUGGGAGAAUGUCAGCAGGUUGGAAAUAGUGAGUGGAGAAAUGUUCAUUUUGCCAUCCAAUUGCAGCAGAAAGUGAGUGUCGAGAUUUUGAAAUCAUCUUUUCUCCUCCCCUUUAAAAAAUGUUUUGUUCUUCUCAAUUCUGAGCCAUUUUGAGUUCUAAUUUUGUGAAAAAGAAAGAUUACUACAACAAUGUUAUUAUUAUAAGUAUAAUUAUUUGCUGAAAAGUAGAAAAAAACAAUUGGGGACUCCUAAUCAAAUGUUUCCAUGGUUUUGGAAUACUCCCACUAUCUAGCUUUUUUAUUAUGUCAGAAGCGACUUGAGAACAUACUGCAAGUCGCUUCUGGUAUGAGAGAACUGGUCAUCUACAGUGUCGUUGCCUAGGGGGAUGCCUGGAUGUGUUACCAUCCUGCUGUGAGGCUUUUCUCAUGUCCCUGCAAGCUAGAGCUGACAGACGGGAGCUCACCCCGUCUUGCGGAUUCAAACCAGCAACCUUCAGAUCAGCAGCCCAACCUUCAGGUCAGCAGUUCAGGCAGCACAAGAGUUGAACCCAUUGUGCCACCUACUAUCUAGCUGCAAGACACUCAGAUUCAUCUCUGACACUAACUCUAGAUAGUGGAGGAUAGUGGUCCUGAACAGGUGCCAUUCUCACCUAAAGGCUUCCCAUAUAGUAGAGGAGUAAUGAAGUUGGGAGGCAUGUUGGGCUCAGCUGAAACCAUUGUGCAAUACAUCUCUCUCUGCUGAUACUGCAUUACCAAAUAUCAGUAGUUCAGUGGAUUUUAAAAAUUAGAUCACGUAUAACUUCAAAAAGCAGGUGGGCUUGGAGGUGUUUGCCUUGUUUGCAAGCCAUUGCAUUUCUAGACAGCAUGGGGGCUUAGAAGCAAGGUGCAUACUAUUUGCACACUUUGUUUUAAAAGGGAAAAUGGAUGGGUGGUGGGUGUCAGUGGUCCAGCAAGAGGUUAGAAGUAAUUGCAGAAAGACAUGCGGCUGUAUAUCGUCCACUUUAGAUGAGAAUUUUCAACCUUCUGGCAUACAUUCUUUCCCAAAUGCACAUACCUCAUUUCUUCCAGAAUAUCAAUAAAACCUAGGGACUUGAAGAGAUUAAUUCCUCCCUCUGUUUUCUUUUGUCUCUCCAACUGGUAUGCCCAAUAUUCUAUGGAUGAAUAUAGAGUUUUCUGCUUGCGAGUUCUGAUGCGCUCCCCAGGAUUGCAGUAAAGAUUUCUAAGUAUCUCACUGAACUACAAAUCCCAGGAUUCCAUAGGAUAUAGCUAUGAUUAUGGAAUUGGUAUCAAACUACUAUAGCACUACAAUAGCUAUAUUCUCUGUAGCCUCAUGGAGAUUUUAAAGCUUUUUUUUUAAUCUGCAUUUCUAUAGAUUGUCAGAGGAUGGGGAAACUGCUAUUUUAUUUUGGGACAGCCGUGUUCUACUCCCAAAUGGAUAGACAUAGGAAAUACACACAGACAUACAUACAUUCGACUGUGGUUUAUGUGAAUGAAUAGCAUUACCUCCAAGCAUUAUCCAUACAAAAAGUCUUGGCAUGGGUCUAAUUUUUUUACAAAGCUAUUUUUUUGAAGGGAGCAACUAGUAGUUUUGCCUGUAGUUUUUAAAGACUGUUUGGGAUCAGGACCCACAGUUUAAGAAGCAGUGCUCUUGAUCACACUUGUCAAAUGCAAGGUCGGCAUGCUAAAUCCAGUGUGCCACAUUGUUUUAUGUGGCCUGCAAGGCUUUCAAUGCCAGGGCAACAUUUAUACAGCCUUGCAAUUACAAAUGGCCUUUUCAAGGCAAACAUAAGGCCCUUAGUGAAAAUGAGUUUGACACCCCAUGCUAGAUGCUGCAGUAGAAUCAGUGCUGGAACUGUUAAUAUUUUUGCAGCCAAAAAGAUUGCAUGAAAACUAGCUAUUACAUAAUGAAAAACAAAUUAAAUUAAUAUCUGUACAUUGAGCUGCAGCAGGGAGCAGCAGCAGGUGGGGAUAGAUUUUUACCAUCAUUAAAGCUCCCAGCUAGUUAAUAUUGAUUUUGCAAUUACAAUAAACUGAGUUUUAAACAGAAUAGGGAAAUUGCCCUCGCUGAGUAUUACUGUAAUAUACACUGGAUGGAAAGGCAGAAAAAGAGUAUUCAGAAGUACGGUUUCUGUGCCUCUAUCUUAUCAACAUUUGGAAAUUGUACCUUUUCAGUCCCCACAGCUCCCAAAACUGCCUUGGCUAGCAUGAAUCUAUGGCUUUGCAGGGUAAGAGAUCCUGGAAAAUGUAGUUCACCCCCUACCCCUUAAGGAGGCAAUCUGAACUUUAGAAGUAGUGGAGGGGGUAGGGGGUGAACUACAUUUUCCAGGAUCUCUUACCCCGCAAAGCCAUAGAUUCAUGCUAGCCAAGACAGUUUUGGGAGCUGUGGGGACUGAAAAGGUACAAUUUCCAAAUGUUGAUAAGAUAGAGGCACAGAGACCGUACUUCUUAAUACUAAAUAGCUGCUGAUCAUUUGUAAAUCUCAUCCUGCAACAAUUAGCAUUUGUGGAGAGAGAAUUCAGAAUAGAUGUGAUAGAGAGGCAUACUUUCAAGGGACUUGGGCAGACAGGUUUACCAAUUGGUUCAAAAGUUUUUCAUGGAGAGUCUCAUUCAUGUCUCAGUCCCCACAUGACUAAAACAGAGUUACCUCUGCCUGCAUUGAGAUCCCACCAAACAAACUGAACAACAGAAAAAACAUCUGAUACAAAAUGUAGACCUUUGACUCAACACCAUCACUUUUUCGUUUCUUCUGCAUGGUUUUUAAAAUGUAUUUUGUGUGUUGUAGAGGGAACCGACAGAGCUUCAAAAUCACACAUGAAGUGUUUUGCGCAUUUUGGUUGACCAAUAAUGUAUCACUCUUUUAUGGAUUUUGUUUUAUUUUUCUGUAUGGACAAUACGACUGCUCUGAAAAUGGUUCUUGUACAGAGUAAUAGAUAUCACUUUGUUCUAGGAACCUCUUGAUUGGCUUUCCCAAGUCAUCCUAGCUAUGGGCAAUGGAAAUUCUCCCUCCCAUUGAUCAGAGCUAUGGCUGCAUUAAGAAUUUCUCUAGAAUCACUUGUAUUAUGUCUUUCAACCACCCUAAGGUCUUAGUCUUACAGAAGAACUUAAAUGCCAAAUAACUGCUGAUCACGUGCAAAUCCUUAUUCUGCAAAAGUUAGGGGAAAUGUUUACUGACCUUUGAAAAACCACCAAUCUCCAGAGGUUUGCUUCUUACAGAGAAAGGAAACAAACAGAAUCAUUGAGUUGGAAGAGACCACAGUCCAACCCCUUGCUAUAUGGCGUUCACAAGAGAGGUGUGCAAGUAGAAAUUUAUAUCCUUUCCCAUCCCUCAACCACAACUUUUCGCAACCUGGCAUAUUGUUCUUUAUAUGUAUUGAUCUCAGGUUAUUUUUUUAUGUGAAGUAAGCUUUUUACAUUACAAUCCACCUGGCUUCACUGCAGAUAUGCUUUUGCAGUAUUUACUUUUUGCAAGCUUUCACACGAAGAACUUCUGCUAAUGAUUCACCUGAAUAAUUUUGGCAGCACUUUUUACAACAUUUCUGUUGGAUUAGGUCUUUGGCACACUGUGCUUGCAAGGGCCUUAAAUCUCAGAUUAUUUCUUCCUUGCAUGUCAGGACAAAUAAUUACAAUAGUUUUCUAUUAGUAUAGUGUUUUUUGACAAUUGACUAUUUUUUUAUGUUCAUGUUGGAAACCGCCCUGAGUCCUCUCGAGGAGAUGGAAUGGUAUAUAAAUAAAGUUUAUUAUUAUUAUUAUUAUUAUUAUUAUUAUUAUUAUAUUUUACUUUCUCUCUACAGUAUUCUCUUUGCAUUCAAAAUAUUGUAGAGGAAUCAUUCUGUGGAGAAGACCACAUGACUCAUUGUGCAAAGAAAGUGCUUUCUGUACUAAAAAUCCAUUUUCUGCUUUGAAAAUAAGUUUUUAGUCCCCCUCUCACCAAAACACACAUUUUCUCUGUAGCAUAAUUCCUCCACAAUAAAUCUGGACAUUCAAAUACCAGGAAAGAAAACUGCACAAAACUCUCAUUUGAGGAUUAUUCCUUUGCUAUUUUUUUUACUUCACACGGUUUUUGUGAAGUUGGUAGUGGAAAGAACCAUGAGCUCCCCUCAAGCUACUCAGAGAGAAAGCGAGAUAUUCGAGUGGUAAAUGUAUUUUAUUAGUCAUUUGGUAGCAUUUCAUUUCGAUUUCACUGCAUACAGCAUAUCAGAAAUCUAUUUUCUGAGACAUUUAAAAAAAUAUAUAAAAAUGCAUUUGUGUUUUAUCCUCUGACUUCAGGUGCCAAAAUAGAGCUGACUUACUUGUUCUGCUAAGCCUUAUAAAGCAUGUAUAUUGAUCAUUUUCGUAAUAAUAAUACAAUAUUCUUGAAAGCUAGCUGCUUCAUUUGACCUUUUAAUCUCGCCCUGCUUUUCAUGUUUCUAUUCCAUGCAUGUUUCCUUGUUUUGGAUCAGUAAGGAAGGAGUGGAAAUUGUGAAGCCAGCUGAAGAAACACUUCAUUAUUGCCAAUUUGCUAUUUUCCUGAGUUUGUAUAUAAUACUUAACCAUAUCUAACCACCAUAGUUGCAUAAUUGUUUUUGCUUGUUGUUUUUAAACAGCUCUGGAAAAGAGAAAGAGCUUUGAAACAGGAAAGAACCCAUAACUAUAUAUCUGCUAUGCUCAAUAUUAUUUAUUCCAAAUAUAUCUUUUGAAUUUUAUCACAUCUAUUAUCGAUGCUCUGGUUUGAUCCCUAAAUGUUUACUAUAUAAUUUGUUUUGGCUAAUUGUAUAAUUGAAUGACUUGCAGUGUUUCCUAUAAUAAACUUUUUUCUUCUCUAGACAGCAAUUUCCCCCUGUUUUGAAUGCAAUGAUAUUCACGCAGCCGUGUCCUAUUUGUAUGUUUGUUUAUUUAAGCCCCACUAAGAAAGCUCACACGGUAUUUGGAUAUGGAUCUGUAUUUAUGAUGUUUUAGUCAGAACUUGGGGAAAAGUCAUUAUGGUAAUUAAUUUCUUAAGCCAUCAAUUAUUCCCAGGGUGAACUAUUUAUUUUUUAAACAAUUGGCUAUUAACUGGUUGUUGAGGAAGCUUUUAAAAUGGUAAUUAAAUAGUGGUUACUGUGUUCUCCCCACCUUGUUAUAUUUCCAAUGCUUUUGUAGUAAAUUGUUUUAAUGCAGUGCUUAACUGUCUUUUAAAAAUGGUUCUCCAGUUUUAUAAGUGAAUGAGCUGUAUAGUAUUCUGCUUUAAUACACAUUGUAAGCUGCCUUGGGUCCUGUAAUGGGAGAAAGGUGCUGUAUAAAAAAAAUGAACAAAUAAACCAACUUGUUUCGUAAUGUGA